AUGUAUGUGAAAUGGCUUGAUACAGUAAUGUUUUACUAUGUGAUUUUAGUGAUUUUAGUGAAUGUCACUUUUUGUCAUUUUCAAAUUUCCCGCCGUUCCGUCCCCCAUACGUCCCGACGCUCGCAGGGGACGGAACCCAGAAGACAGAUGCCGGCAUCCGCCAGAUUACAUUGCCGGGGACACUGCAGGAGGGACAUCGCGGGAGCGCAGGACAAAGUAAGUGAAGAACAGAGACCGGAGCAGCGCCACAUGGUAAGCCCGAGUGUAGCUCGGGGUUACCACUUGUGCUACACUCGGGAAUACCGCCAGGGAGGCUACUGCUUA
Molecule: messenger RNA, 324 nt
Organism: Staurois parvus
Lineage: Eukaryota; Metazoa; Chordata; Amphibia; Anura; Ranidae
Source: the annotation of a GenBank genome assembly